UUGGAUCUCAGUGGAGAAGUCCCGCUGCUCUGGUUCUUCACCGCUCCAUAUAGACACGCCUAAAACCUAACGUACAUAUUUAAAAAAAAAAAAAAAACAUUAACUAUAACUAACAGUCAAAAGAAAAAGGAGAGAAAGAAGGGAAACAUUACUGGGUUACUAUGCACUUGCGACUGAUUUCUUGGUUUUUUAUCAUUUUGAACUUUAUGGAAUACAUCGGCAGCCAAAACGCCUCCCGGGGAAGGCGCCAGCGAAGAAUGCAUCCUAACGUCAGCCAAGGCUGCCAAGGAGGCUGUGCGACGUGUUCAGAUUACAAUGGAUGUUUGUCAUGUAAGCCCAGACUAUUUUUUGUUCUGGAAAGAAUUGGCAUGAAGCAGAUAGGAGUGUGUCUCUCUUCAUGUCCAAGUGGAUAUUACGGAACUCGAUAUCCAGAUAUAAAUAAGUGUACAAAAUGCAAAGCUGACUGUGAUACUUGUUUCAACAAAAAUUUCUGCACAAAGUGUAAAAGUGGAUUUUACUUACACCUUGGAAAGUGCCUUGACAGUUGCCCAGAAGGGUUAGAAGCCAACAACCAUACUAUGGAAUGCGUCAGUAUUGUGCACUGUGAGGCCAGUGAGUGGGGACCCUGGAGUCCAUGCAUGAAGAAAGGAAAAACAUGUGGCUUCAAAAGAGGGACUGAAACCCGGGUCCGAGAAAUACUACAGCAUCCUUCCGCCAAGGGUAACCUGUGUCCCCCAACCAGCGAGACAAGGACGUGUAUAGUACAAAGAAAGAAGUGCUCAAAGGGAGAGCGAGGAAAAAAAGGAAGGGAGAGAAAACGGAAAAAACUCAAUAAAGAAGAGAGAAAGGAUACAAGCUCUGACAGCAAAGGCUUGGAGUCCAGCAGAGAGAGCCCCGAGCCGCGGGAAAACAGAGACAGACAGCAGCCGAAGAGAAAAGCCCAAGAGAAACCACAGAAAUCGGUAUCAGUCAGCACUGUACACUAGAGGGUCCCGUGAGGUUACUGUAGACUCAUGAUGCUGCUAUCUCAACCAGAUGCCCAGGACAGGUGUUCUAGCCAUUAGGACCACAAAUGGACAACACAUCAGCUACCGCUCUGUCUAAACAACAUUCCGAAUAGUUGCUAUAUUCUUCAUACAAGCGUAGUUAACGGCAAAGAGCCAAGCGUUCAAAGAAGGGAUACUCUCAGAUGGUUAUCUUACAUGCUUCUGUGUAUUUUUAAAAGAUGAGAAAAUUUGUACAUAAUUAUCAAUAAGCAAUAAGCUAUCCUCAAUGUAAUGAUGAUACCCAGAGAAGAAACAUCUUUUCCCUGUAAGAAUUAUUCUUCAAGUAAUUGUCUUUAAGAAGCAAAAGAUAAUUCUGCAACUUCAGACAAGCAGUGUCCCUCCAAACAAGGGUCAGGGGAGAGAAACAUCACUCCAAGCACAGGGUGGAUUUGUCCAGAUCUAGUGAAUGCUCAGAAUUAAGGCCUGGCAUUUGGAAUCCUAGAGUUUAUCAUCCAAGAAGCAAGUAUUUUUAAGAUUAUUUCUAUUGCCCUCGUCCUGUACUUUUGCAAGAAACUGAGUGUGCAUAACAGAGUUAAAUAGACUGUGUGGGAUGGGAGUAAGGCAAACUGUGGAAGAAAUCAUAGAGGUCGAGAUUAUCUGUGCUUUCCAGUACUGUGAAGGGUUGUGAUCACCUGGAACAGGUCUCCAUUCUAUGUUAGCACUGUGUGGUUGAUCAUCUGCUACACCUCGGUUUAUAUAAGUCUGUAAACAUGUACCUGUAACUUUCUUCCAAAAGCAAAACCAUACGUAUUAGAAGAAAAUUCUGACUUUAUAGAAAACAAAACUAGAGUGAGGAGAAUGUGACAUGUUUGCAAAAGUGUGUAUUUUCUUUCUUAAGGAAGGAAAAACAAUUUUAUUACCUGCUUAAGGGUCCACCUGAAGCUAAAGGGUUACUACUUUCUAACAAGGUGUAUCUAGUAGGGGAGAAAGCCACCACAAUAAAUAUAUUUGUUAAUAGUUUUUAAA
Molecule: messenger RNA, 2012 nt
Organism: Peromyscus eremicus (cactus mouse)
Lineage: Eukaryota; Metazoa; Chordata; Mammalia; Rodentia; Cricetidae
Gene: Rspo3
Product: R-spondin 3
Exons: 5
Coding region: 162-986 (274 amino acids)
Source: RefSeq, a predicted model, not a curated record